Aspergillus candidus is the source of this 1122-nucleotide messenger RNA. Its product is annotated as TauD/TfdA dioxygenase family protein. Bases 1 to 1122 code for a protein of 373 amino acids. Lineage: Eukaryota; Fungi; Ascomycota; Eurotiomycetes; Eurotiales; Aspergillaceae. The record is from RefSeq and is a predicted model, not a curated record. The transcript is spliced from 3 exons. Gene Ontology annotation, molecular function: 2-oxoglutarate-dependent dioxygenase activity. Gene Ontology annotation, cellular component: cytoplasm.
AUGGCUCCUCUCUUGAACCCCGCGCUUCCUGUGCGCUCUGUGUCCAAAGGACCAGACGCCCAUACCGACACCGAGCACGUCCAGUAUCCUACCCCGUUGCAGAGCAGUGGUGCUUUGGAUAAUUUUGCGUUUGAGGAGACGACUCCUGCUAUUGGGAGAGAGUACGCCGAUGUUAAUAUCGUUGAUGAUCUUCUCCAUGCUCCGAACUCUGAUGAGCUGGUGCGCGAUCUUGCUAUUGCUAUCUCCCAACGAGGCGUCGUCUUCUUCCGCGCCCAAGACAACCUCACCGACGAUCUCCAAAAAGACCUCGUCCAGCGCCUAGGCCAAGCAGCCGGCAAACCCGCCGACUCGACGCUGCACAUCCACCCCGUCCUAAACAACACAAACGAGUUCGGCGUCCCCGACGCCCAAGUCAGCACGAUCAGCUCACUCGCGCGCAAGAAGAUGUUCCGGCACGGAGCCCAGUCCAACAAGCGCCAUUACGACUCCGCGCAAUGGCACUCGGACAUCCAGUUCGAAGCCGCCCCGGCAGACUACACCUCUCUGCGCCUGACGCAGCUGCCCAGCUCCGGUGGCGACACACUCUGGGCGUCUGGCUACGAGCUGCUGGACCGCUUCUCGCCGCCCUACCGCCGCUUCUUCGAGUCUCUAACAGCGACUUUCAUCGGCGAGGGCUUCCUCCGAGCUGCAGCGGACGACCCCGAGAACGUCAAGGUGUACACCGAGCCCCGCGGGAACCCGCUUAAUAUCGGCCCUGAUCUAGCAGCCGUGCAUCCUAUCGUCAGGACGAACCCUGUGACGGGGUGGAAGACGCUGUUCGCGCUGGGCCCGUUCCCGCGCCGCAUUAACGAGCUGAGCGCGGAGGAGUCGGAUGAGUUGCUGGGGAAGAUUUAUCGUACCGUGCGUGAGAAUCAUGAUCUCCAGGUGCGGUUUAAGUGGAGGAAUCCGAAUGAUAUUGCCAUCUGGGACAACCGCUGCGCUUUCCACACCGCAACAUUCGACUACGAAGGUCUCGGCGAGCGAUUCGGUCACCGCGCUGUUGGGAUCGGCGAGAGACCGUAUCUGGAUCCGAAUAGUUUGACGAAGGAGGAGGCGUUGGCUGCUGCUAGUGGGAGUGAAUAG